Messenger RNA from Acinonyx jubatus (cheetah), 11258 nucleotides. RefSeq names its product doublecortin like kinase 1 (gene DCLK1). The transcript has 3 exons. The record is from RefSeq and is a predicted model, not a curated record. Gene Ontology annotation, biological process: intracellular signal transduction; retina development in camera-type eye; axoneme assembly. Gene Ontology annotation, molecular function: microtubule binding; ATP binding; protein kinase activity. Bases 6372 to 6542 code for a protein of 56 amino acids. Gene Ontology annotation, cellular component: neuron projection; axoneme. NCBI's taxonomy places the organism in Eukaryota, Metazoa, Chordata, Mammalia, Carnivora, Felidae.
CAGAAGAGGAAAGAGGAGUCAGAAAUGAGGAGCAGGUUUGAGGGGUGAGGAGAGGAGUGGUAGGGAGUGAGUACAUUUCAGACAUGUGGAGUGUGAGUUGCUUUGGAAACAUCAGUAGGCAAUUAGGAAUUAGUAACUGUGUUUAAGUCAGAUUUGAGCCAACAGUGUAUAUUUGGGAGACCCCGGCAUAUAGUAGUGAUUUAAAUAAUAGAAGUGUAGGAUGCCUCUCCCUCUAGCCCAGUGAGAAGUUUGUAGAGUAAGGACGGACACGGAAGCACGGUGACCAUCUGCGGUUAUCAGAGCACAUCAGAAGAGGCCGGAGAACCAUGACAGAUGGUGACAGAAGUCACAGGGCAGAAAGUUUCAAGAUGAAGGGAGAGCCAGAAAUAUCUGAUAAGUUCAGUAACAUGGGAACUGAGAGGAGGUCAUAGAACUCAGCAGUGAGUCCCACUGGUAAGCUGGGAAAGCUCCAUUUCAGCAGGUAAGCCCAGAUGGCAGUGGAGUAUCCUCUGGGCAUGUUGUCCCUGGGUGGGGGGAGGGGGCGUCACUGUGGAACUGCCCCAGGGCUGACUCCCAGGCUCAACUUGAAGGGGAGGCUGUCCUGCCGUUCCUGGUAGAAUGGGGGCAAAGCACCCACAUGGGGACCAAAGGAGCAGCAGAGCCCUUCAAUCCCAGGACACUCAUCCACCCUGAUCUAAGGUGCUCUGCAUGCCCGAUUCCCUCACAAUAACCAUGGCCUGUCCUGGGACCCCAGUUAACACAUUUUCAUAAUUAUAAAUCAGAGGUCUCCAGGAGUCCUGUUUUGUUAUUGUUGAAUUACCCUGAAAUCAUCUUUGACUCCUUUACCCCCUUCCCUUCUGCAUUCAGUUUGUCCCCAGUCUUCCUGGCUCCCCCUUCGCAGUGCUGUUCCAGAACUCCAGGCUACAAACACUUGCUUGCCAGGUGACCUCUUCCCUGCCUUUGUCCUCUGCCCCUUACAUCUGCCCUGCACACUGAUGUCAGACUUGUUGCCAUUAUUUACUGUCUGCCCAAAAACAUCUGAACUCCUUAUUCUCAUAUGAAAAACUAUCUUGAUUUGGGCCCAGUCUUCCUUUCCAGCUCAGUCUUCCACUUUUCCUCUGGACUUGUGCUUUAUCUUAUGAACUAAUUUAAAUUUCUACCAGAUAACCCUUGGGCUUUUCCACUUGGUGGCUUUUUUUAGUCCUAGAAGCCUUCUUUUGCUGCUUCAGCUGAAAAGAGGGUGCACACCCAGUUGGCCCAGAUGACCUCUGUGAAACGUCCCCUGAUUACCUCACUAUUUAGGGUCUUCUUCACCCUACAAUCCUGUGACAUUUGAUUGGGUUCCUGGUCUUUAGGUGACAUAUCAUAUCACCCUCCUAGGUUGUGAGGUUUUGAGAGCAGGAGUUCUUUAUACAGUCUGUAUGCUCCCAAGUUCAUGGUAACUACUAGGUAAAUUGACCAGAUCAGUGAAUUGAGAAAUACUGGGAUCUGUUCAAGUUGCCUAGGUUUCCUGGUGUUCAAGGGACUUUUCAUAAAUAUUAAAAAAAUUAAUUCAUAGAGCCAGGUCCCUUCCUGCAUCCCCACAGUUUCUGUGUACCUACAACAAAAAUAUGCCUUCAUGGGCCAGUUCCCAUUAUUCUCAAUAGACAGUCCCUUUGAAUUGGACCCAUUGAUUCCAUUUAAGAAGAAAAUGUAGACAAAUGGAGAAAUUCAGAGUUCCACCUCACUUAUGAGUUGAGCAUCUAUGAAGACAGAAUUAGGAAAAUGCAUGUUUCCCUGAGAGUUCCCCCACCCCUACCCCAUUCGAUAGUUGUCUGUUUUCUCUUGACCUCAUUGGACUCCAUCUGCUUUUUGUUUCUUUUUUCUUCUUCUUCUAAUCCAUAAUGUGGCAAGCAAUGGACAAGGGCUGGGAAAAGAGAUUUUAGAGUAUCUACAACCUCUUCCAUGAUCAGGGAAUGAGUUAAAGUCUAAAGCAAGCAGUCAGAUCUUGCCAACAACAUGCCCGAAUCACUACCCCUUGAAUACAUAACCGGACCCCAUAUGUAUGCAGACUUGUUCUCUCCUCUCAUCACUGCAAGUGUCGCAUCAUAAAUAAAUGAACCACCUUACGUGCAGGAAGGAGAUUGGGAAAGGACAAGGUAGAUUUUCAUGUCUAAAAAGUUACCUUGUAAUUAGAUAGUUUUGCUUGGAGAGUGCUCUGAUUUCAGGACCAGUUUGAGACAUUUAAACAUUUAGCUUCCACAUGUGGUCUGAGACUGUUAAGAAUGAAACUCCAGGGUGCCUGGGUGGCUCUGUUGGUUAAGCUUCCGACUUCGGCUCAGGUCAUGAUCUUGCGGUUCAUGAGUUCAAGCCCCGUGUUGGGUUCUGUGCUGACAGCUCAGAGUCUGGAUCUUGCUUCGAAUUCUGUGCAUCCCUCUCUCUCUGUUCCUCCCCCAGUCACACUCUGUCUCACUGUCUCUCUCUCUCAAAAAUAAAUACAAAAUUUAAAAAAAAAUUUUUAAAAGAAUGAAACUCUAAAGAGAAUAAACCCUUUAAGUUUACCAAGGCGUUGCUAAAUUAAUAUACACAUGCACCUAGUCACCUGAUAGGAGCAAUGAACUAGUAACGGUAAGCCAAGUAUUCCCAGAUUCUAGAGUUUUUUUGUAAUGUUCAUAUUCAAGUACAAGUUUUGGGACACAGAGACCGACAGACAGAGGCAGGCCCAUAGUCAGUGUAUGGUAUAUGCCGUGUGGGUGCUGACUGAUUGAUUAUAGAGCACUGAAUUAUGGCUCUAGAGGAGGGUCAUCUGUCAGAAAUGAUAAAAGAAAAGGUGAGACCGGAUCCUUCAUGAUGAGUAAUGUCCUGUGACCAGUCCAUGCUGUUUUGUUCCCGAUGGGCUUAGGUGAUGGCCCAGUUGGACAAAAAGCAGGGACACAAACUAGGGAUUUUUAAAGCCAACUCCACAGACUUCAUACACAGCUCUUUGGUGGCCAGUUAUGUGAUUGAUCAUCAUGGGAUCUGAAAAUAAUCCAGCUUAAAGUUUAGCACUUCUCAUUCAGGAAGUAACAAGUAGAGCAAGGGAUACAGGAUUUAAGGGAGAUGUACCCCAAUAGAAUGUACCCCAAGGCAGUGGAUCUGAUGCGUCCUUCACUAAUUCAGAUGUAGUGACUUUCACGUUGAAAUAAUUGUUAGACCUGCUUGGCCACUCAAAAACAACCAUUUUGAGUUGGAUUUUUUCCCAUUUGGAAUACAGACUCCUUUAAUCAAGUAAUACGUUAUUCUGUGAAGCAAUGCCAUUUGUUAUUUGAAUUUUAAUAAGUUAUAUUAAAUAGGUGACAAAGCCUUUUUUUUUAAUUUUUUAAUGUUUACUUAUUUUUGAGACCGAGAGAAACAGAGCAUGAGUUGGGGAGGGGCAGAGAGAGGGAGACACAGAAUCUGAAGCAGGCUCCAGGCUCUGAGCUGUCAGCACAGAGCCCAACGCAGGGCUUCAACCCACCAACUGGAGAUCAUGACUUGAGCGGAAGUCGAAUGCCCAACCGACUGAGCCGCCCAGGCACCCCAUACAAAGCCUUUUAUAUUGGCAUUCAGAGACUUCUGGUAUUACAGGAUAAAAAAUAACUGAACUCAACACAUGUGUCAGACUUACUUAGAAAAUAAAAUUAUGUAUUCUAUCAGUGAGUCAACAGUAAGUUGUGUGAUACUGUCUGGAUGUCAAGAACCACUUUAAGAAGUUGUUAAUGCUUUUUUGGUGGCCAAGAGGAAGAGUCUGAGUAGAAUUCUGACCCUAAGAACACAAGCCGUUCCCAGCUUUCAAGCAGGUUGUGUUCCAAAAAUGUCUGGUUGGAAAAUGGCUUGUUUGGCACUUGAGCCCUAUUUUUCCAGAGAGAUGGCAACACAAAUAGAAGCCUUGAGUCCAGUGGCUUUAAAUGAAGGAGGCGCCCCAGUGGUAGAGAAAGGAACCUAGAAUCCUUAGCCCUGCAGACGGGGGACACGAAUUCUGGACAUGUCCUGAGGUGUCAGGACAGGCCACUCACAGGAAAAGUGUGCAGUUCUUUGCGGAGACAGAAAUGAGAUCCAGUUUUAGUGCUGCUACCUUCCAGCUGUUCAUCUUUGGGCACAUCACUUCAGAUAAAAUAGGAAAAAUGAUACCAACCUACACUGUGGAACUGAUGUCACAUAAGAUGUUUCAUCUGACAUGUCCAAAUUCUCUGUCCUUCCAAACUUGCUCCCCCUCUUCUUGUCGCAAUCCUCUCCAACCAGUUACUACGUCCUAUAGUGUUGAACCUCUGAAAUCUCUCCGGAAUGUUCCCAUUUACCUCUACCCCCACUGCACCACCCUUCACCCAGCCACACCAUUUCUCGGACCAUAGGACACUUAAAUGUGCCACACUCCCUCCUGCCUACCCAUUCUCCAUAGGGAUAUCCCUAACUGAGCCCAUUAUUGUUCUCCCCUAAUCCGUUCUUGACAAGCAAGAGCUCUGGAGAGCUUUUAAAAAUAUAAAUCUGAUCUCCUCGCUCCUGCUUAACAUCAUGAAGAGCUUAUCAUUGUCCUUUGGAUAAAAAUCAAACUCCUUAACAUUAACGGUAAAGCCUUGCAUUAUAUGACCCCUACCUAUUUAGGUCUUUUCGAUGCACUACACUGCUCCCUCCUCCAUGCCCAGCCACAAAACACGUGGUCCCCUUGCCUUGGAACACUUUUCCUUCAUUGUAUCCUACCCUGUUUCACCUGCAAAAUGACACUAAUACUUGGCUUCGGUUUCAUUACCCGUUAUUCUCUCUGUAGGGUGUAGGGCAACUUUGAUGCCAUACUUAGGAUUUCAGUAGCAACCCUCAAGACAGUCAUCCUCAAAAUACUUUAUUGUGAUUACUAGUGUAGUUAUCUGGCUUCCCUGAAGGCUAGCAGGCUGACGCCUUAGGGAAUGUGGUGGUGAAGAGUGCAGAUUCUGGAUUGUCUUGGUUAGAUUUGGGGCUCUGCCCACAUAUUUGCUGGUGAAGUUGUUUAUCGUUUUAUGCCUCAGUUUCCUCUUCUGUAAAAUAAUACUGCCUGCCUCAUAGAGUUAUUGUAAGCAUUAAAUGAGCUCAUGUAUACUAUAUGCUUAUCAAUACAUAUGUAAAAGGUUUAAGUGCAUUAACGGGUCCAUAGAAAAUAAGUCUUCAUUAAACUGAGAUGCACACAUAACGGGUACUUACAAAUGUAAACAUAUUGCAAUUUUGUUUUGCUUUUUAAAAGGCUAAGGCAGUCUUCCAGGGAGCCCACUUUGUCUUUUUUCUUUAUUUUCCAUCAGCUUGAUAAAAUUAGUGAAUCAAAAGUAAAAUGAAAUGUUAAUACUCCGUUUGCUUCCCCAUUUGUCCUUUUCCCCCAAUCUGUGUCGCCUUUUUGCUCUUUUUUUCCCCCCCAGCCUGUGUAGCCUUCAGGUGUGACAUAGAGAUGUAAAGUGGAAAAGGGGACAAAGAAAAUAUUAUGAUCCUAAAAUUUGUCUUCCUGUCAACCCCUGAGGGACCUCUUGCCUUCUUCAUUGUAGAUUCUGCCUCUGCCCGCAUUUCCUUAGUUCUUGCCUAUUUCAGAGCCCUCCCUAGAGAGGCCGGUGGCUGGAAGUCCGGUGCCUAGAGAGGCCUGACCUCAUGCUCAUUCAACAAAAGCCGGGCUGUUGAAUGCAAGCCCAUGAAAGCCUUCUUUCCCAUGCAAGCCCGUGAAAGCUUUGCUUCUGCUUCAUUCUGCACUCCGCACCCCCCCCCCCCACCAGCCGCCAAAUUGUUUAGAAGGAGUCACCAAAUACAUUUCAAAGGCAAAGCUACACAUCAGUGCAGCAUGGGUUAUGUGACAUUUUUUUUAAAGGUCUUUAGAGAAGAUGACAAAACAGGGAGCUUCCCACUCUCACGGGCGUGAAGUUUUUGUGCAAACAUAGUGAUAAAACCAAUAAACAUUGCACCGAGCCACUGAAUUUUGUGAGGGUGUACUUAUUACCAGGUACUCACCAGGUUUUAGAAGUUAUUGUCAUUAUGAUUUUCGGAUGAGUCACUGGGCCACUUGCCCCCGGGAGGCACUCCAUUAUGAUUCAGAGCAAAGUACGGAAAGGGCUCAGGCUUCCGGGAGUUAGUGGUGUCAGGGGGUGGGGGGUUGCUGUGGCUCUGCCUUGGCAUGAGGCUUAAUCGACACCUUUGAUGUAGCCUAAGACAGAACCCGCACCUCCCACUGCUGCUUGGAAGACGUCAGCCUUACGCAGAAAAGGCAUCUGCUGAUGAAUCCUGCAUCUCAUUCAGUCUGCUCUGGGAGCAGCCUUUAGCCAUCCUUAACUAAUCCAACUGCUUCCCAGUUCCGCGGGUGCUCGGCUUAGUGCUGAGAAGGGAGCUCGCCUCUUGAUUUUGCCAGGUUAGACACUAAGCCUGUGUCCAUGUUAGAACUCAUAGAAGUUAAUGGAACCCCUGGUAGUCAGCUGUCUACUCCACGCUCGGGCAAGUCGCCAAGCCCAUCGCCCACCAGCCCGGGAAGCCUGCGGAAGCAGAGGGACCUGUAUCGCCCCCUCUCUUCGGAUGAUUUGGAUUCAGUAGGAGACUCAGUGUAAAAGAGACAAUGGAGCAUUGUAUAUGGUUUGUGAUUGGGUGAAGGUGUUUCACAUUUCCUAAGAAAAGUCUAACAGCAAAACAAACAAAAGGGUUUUGCAUACCUUGAAAUUAUGAACUCAAUUCCUCUGAAAGUAAAAAAUGCAGGCAUUUUAUAUUCAUGAUCUUAAUCCUUGAAGAAGAUUUAUAUACCUGAGGUUUUUGUGCAAGGCCUGGGUUUAGAUGAAUUUCAUAUAUGACCCGAUAUUGAGUAUAAGAACAAGCUAAUGAUAUAGCGAUAUAGGGUCAUUAAUUUCUGCAGAUACAGUUUUCAUUUAACCAUAAGUAGACAUAUAGAUACAAUUUUCCUGUACUGUUGGUCAAGCAAAUUAAAAUGGCACUAGCAGACAUUUUUUUUUCUUUUUUAAAAUUUGGAUUGCUGAUUUUUUAAAGAUGCUUCUACUGCAAAGUAAUAAAAAUACUCAGGUAGAUUUUUUUCUCCCUGCACAAUAGACAAAGCUACUUAUUUUGUGGGUUAAUAUGUCUAAGGAAAAACACUCAUGCUGAGGACACUCCUCAUGAAGAUUCCAACGAUAAGCUUUAGGAACUUUCCUAGCUUUUGUUGUCAACUAAAUUUUUUUAAACUUCCCUUUCAUUAGAAACAGCAUAAAUGUGGCUUGAACGAUAUACCAACACGAAGAACUUGUUCAAUGGCAUUGCUAUAAAUGACAUAAUUCCUCCCUACAACCGUAUAUGUAAUUUUUCAAAUGUUGAAAAGGCUGAAGCUAGAAAGCUUUUUUUUUUUUUUUUUUAACACACAGACCCAAAAAAAUUGGGUCUGGAUUUUUUUCUAAGAAGAAUCCAUUUGAAAAGCAAAAUUCUCUUAAAUGGUGCUGUUUAAACCAGGCCCCCCCAAAGUCCAAAACUCCGUUCAGAUAAAUCCUGGCUCUCACUGAUGUUUUGGAAAUUUUCGUAUGCAAAACUCCUUUUGUAUUAAACCAAGUAAGUCUGUGAUUAUAACCCACUGUUUAACAUUAACCUACUAAUUCUGCUCUUCUGGUCCUCUGUUUUAAAAAUCGUAGUCAGCUUUGCUUAAACAUAAAAUAAUUAUUUUCAAAUCUGAAUGUUAAAAAUUAAUUUAAUGUGUAUGGUCUAUUGUAUGUAAGCCAUACCCUAGUGAUCAUUUAGUUUUACUAGUUCAAACACUAACAAUUUAAGACUUGUGAAGCAUGGUUUUGAUAUUGUACAGGCUUGACAUAUCUCAGUAGGUGAUAAAUUAAAAAUGUAUGAUGCCAUUUGGAGGCCUUUCCUUGCAUUUUUUUUCAAAUUUUACUUGAAAACUGAAUUUAAAAACAAAGUGUUUGAUUCAAGAUGGAGAGAAAUUCAGUUGUCAUAUACUGUUUUAAAUGUUAUCAAUUUAUCUCCUUGAUAAAUUGCUCAACUAUCAAAUUUUACCAUCUGGUUUAUAGUUACAUAUGUUACCAUCUCACUUUCCAAGUGAAUAAAAUAUUUCAACCAAAAGAAGGUGAAAAAAAAAGAGUCCAGGCAACCUAACAGCAUCUGAAAACGUAGCCUUAUAAUAAUUAGUGCCUCAUUAUCCUGUCUGUUGGAGAGAAAGACACUUCUCUGGCAGGUUAUUCGAACCGCAAACUGAAUCAUUCCAUCUUGAAAGAACAGUUCAUAAUAAUACCUGUUCCAGACUUCAGGUUUUAAAACUGUUUCCAAUAGAAAUGAACAGAGACUCCUGCUGAGAUCAAAAGGCUGCUUUGUUUUAGCUGAAACAGUAAACAUCUGUGAAGUUGCCUAUGCUGGUGUCUGUUCUAGUUAUGUCUUUGUAAAAUGCAUUACUUAAUACAGUUGAGUCCAUAAAAGAUUAGUAUGUAUUUGACUGAACUGUCAAAAAUGCAAAGAAAGCAGUGGAACAGUUAACUUAAAUCUGGUGGGGUCAGAUGGUCCAGAACAAAAAUAAAUUCCAAAAAUUUCAGCUUCCCUGCACUGUCAAUCUUAGGGACAAGUGCUGCUUAGCAAGGUCCAAUAAAUGCUAUUUGUUCUGGAUAAGUGGCAGAUAUUGCCAAUUGAUAUGAAGCCCAUGGCUUUGUUUAGACAUGGCUAAAAGAAACUGUACUUGUACUAAUUGCCGAUAGAUAUCAUGGCCAGCUUUCCAUUCAGGCAGUUCCAAAGGAAAUGCAGUUCCACAGCAUUUAAUCUUUUGAACAUAUGACUUUUAUUAAAGGACUGUUCAGAGGCAAUAUAUAUCAUUUACUUUUUGAAACUCAAGUCCCUCAGAGAUUGAAACAACACACCAUUUAUAGACUUUGAGAUCUCUUUCUAUGCAGAGCGUAAUUCCAUUAUACUAAAGGAGAAAUUAAAAAAAAAUUCUUAGCGACAAACCAGAAGUUUUCAGUUCACCAGUGGACUCAAACUGAUGAUUUAUAGGCACUUAAGAUUUACUUACGCACAGAAUUCUUUUUAAAAAAUUAGGCACUGAACUUUAAAAUUAUUCUGAGCAGCAGAGAGCUCGAGCAAAAGCCAUGCAUUUUUGUUCUUAUGGUCAACCUUAAGUGUGCCAUGAAGACAUUGUGCUCUAGUUAAAAUUUUGACACUUCUUCAUUUGCAUGCACUUGUUUUUCUUAGACAUCGUAGAAAAAGAUAGGAUAAGUAUUUCCUCUGCUUUCAGCAUUUUAGAAAUGCAAAACAAUAAUAGAUCAAGUGUGAAGUUCAGUGUGAACUCAAAAGACUGGUUCUGAAAACCAUGUGGUGGUUUAUUUCUUCUUGGUCUUGCUUUCAUCAGUCAAGUGGGGGAAAAAAUCCACAAUGUUUCUAUACCAUCCAUAGGCUUUUAAGAUGGUGUCAGGUCCACUCAUCUGUACACAUCCCGGGUAUAUCCUAAAAUCAUUGGAACCAACAUUUAUGUACUAUAUGUAUUCCCUACAUUAGCCAGCAGGGCUAUUAGGUUGCAUCCACUGCAAAUCUAUACUUUAUUGGGCUUUUUUUUUUCCUUUCCCCAUUUAAAAGCAAUGAAGUCUAAAUGCUAAAUUUCUUGAUGAAAAUAGAAAAUAAUAUUCUUGAAAAAUAAUCCCAUGCAUUUGAGCUAUUGGACUACUAAAUUUUUCCUGUGUGGCCAUAUAUCUAUACAGGUGUGUGGGUGUCUAUGUAAAUUUUCAGGGCUCUGUGUGUAUAUGGGUGUGCUUAUAUACAUGUUUGUGUAUGUUUAUAGACCAUAAAUAGUAAAACAUGGUGUUUGUGACACAGCCUUACACGUUACUGGCUCUUGUGGAACUGUAUAUGGAUCUUGUAAAAUCUAAAUGCCACAAAUUGUUAAACGUGACAUAGUAGUUGGCAUUUUUAAGUUCAAAAGCAGUAUGCUGAACUAGUAAGGCAAAAUGGUUCCUAAUAGAUGUAACGAUUUAUUUAACAAACAAAAAAUUGGAAUCCAGAUACACAAAAAAUGUGGCAUUGAAACAAAUCCAAAGUUGUGUUAAUUUUUAAAUAUAAGCACACAUCAAUGUUUGUUUCGUUAUGUCUUGAUAUUCAGUUAUUAAAAUGAGUAAAUACUGUCACUGAUGUUUUCUCUAGUGUAUGCAUUGAUGACAUGUAUUGAUUGUCAAUCAGUAUUCACUAAGAAUGAAACAUUGAUUUAUAGAGUUGUGAGUAGUUGAGUGUUAAUAUUGAAACAUAAAUAUAAAAUAAUCCAAACUGUGUUUGAGUUGAAGUAGGUUGGUAACAAAGCCAGAUAACCUGUAAGGCAAUUUUGUAUGUUCUUUCAAAACACUAUUCUGAACUGUUGACGUAUUUUCAGUAGUAACCUUCCUAUACUUGCUAUGUGUGUGUAUAUAUCUGUAUAAAUAUAUACACACUUGAAAAUGUUAAUCAAACGGAUUUACUAUAUAUGCAUACAUUUGCCCAUUUAUACAUAUUUGCAUUAGUUUUGCUAGCAUCUCUAAUUGUGCAUGUGAGUGAGAACUGUAUUUGUUUGAGAUAGCCCACAAGAGUGUAGUGUAAAAAUUAGAAAUAUAUUGAAUUCAAUAUACCGAUUGCCUGAUGCAGUUUGUUAUACUGUCAGCUGAAAAAUAUUUGUAAUUUUGUGCCUGUAACGCAUGUGGAAAAGAUAGGAAAUCUGAGGCCCUAGCUGUAAUUUUCAAGAGUGCAUGAUAUAUAGUGUCUUUAAAAUGUGGUUCAUUUUAGUAAGGAUGAUGGAUAAAUGGUGCAUGUAAUACAUGGGUGUUUGUAUUAUAUAUGGCCACAAAAAGGUUUUGAAGCCAGGAUAGUAGGCAUCGGAAAGGUCACAGGCAAAGAAGUAUGAAAGCUAAUUUUCCUGUGGUGUGUAUUUUUUAUGUUAUAUUCAUCAACAAACAAGGAAUUGACUUAUUUGUCCUAAGGACUUUUUACUUCAAAAUACACUACGAAUGUUGUACAUUUGGAUGAAAUUUUUACAAAGAGGGUGACCUAGUUUCUGUAUACAGUUUGAGUGGCUUGGAUGUAUAUUCUCUUAAAAAGAGCAUUUGGUGUCAAAAUGUUUUAAAAAUCCAUCAGUUGAGGCCAUCGUAGAGUUUUAUAGUGCUAAAUGAUGAGAUGUUUCAUUGAACUACCCAGUUUUCAAAGUUCCAUCACCUUGUGUUGUGGUUUCAUUGUAAAGUGUUAUAGCUUGUAUUCCGCACUGGACCAUGUUAUUCCCCUCAAAGUUAACUUUGUGACACUUACCACCUUAGAAUAACUAUGUAAUAAACAGGAAAAACCAC